Hyaloscypha bicolor E is the source of this 1712-nucleotide messenger RNA. RefSeq names its product putative cytochrome P450 monooxygenase. The transcript has a single exon. The record is from RefSeq and is a predicted model, not a curated record. NCBI's taxonomy places the organism in Eukaryota, Fungi, Ascomycota, Leotiomycetes, Helotiales, Hyaloscyphaceae. Gene Ontology annotation, molecular function: oxidoreductase activity, acting on paired donors, with incorporation or reduction of molecular oxygen; heme binding; monooxygenase activity. The coding region runs from base 1 to 1482 and encodes 493 amino acids.
AUGCUCAACUUGCCUCUUUUAUUCACCCUGGUUUCUACCGUUUUGCUUCUCUACCGCUACGUCAUCUACCCAGUCUUUGUCUCCCAACUCUCAAAAAUCCCCCCAGCACAUUUCACCGCUCCCGUCUCCAGCCUCUGGAUCCGCUCGAAGCGCCGAAAUGGUAAGACCGGAAUACAAUCCAUCUUUGCAGCUCACAAUAGACUUGGUCCGAUCGUGCAGUUGAGUCCCAAUGAGCUAAGCGUGGCGUCGCUCGAUGGCCUGCGCCAAAUAUAUACAGGCGCGUUUGAAAAGACGGUGUGGUAUUCUGAACUUGCGAAUCUCGGUAUUCCUAAUCUGGUGUCAAUGCUGGAGAACAAACCUCACUCGCUACAAAAACGGAUGCUUUCGCAUGUUUAUUCGAAGUCUUAUAUCCGUAGCUCUAUUGACCUACAGGAGCUGUCGCGCGUGUUGAUCGUCGAGAGAUUGCUUCCAAUACUUCAAAAGGCUGCUGAGAGCGCAGAGCCAUUCGAUGCAUAUAGUCUCAAUCAGGCACUGGGUGCGGACUUCAUGACCUCAUACCUAUUCGGUACCGGAAAUAGCACUGACUUUAUCCGCAACAUGAAGGCCCGAAAGGAGACGAUGCAAAACUUUCGGACCAAGACUCGAGGUCUUCCGGGGAAGGAGAAGGCUUCAAGAGAGCUUGACGCACUCAUCCUGUCUCUAUGUGAAAGCGCAGGAGCGAGCUCACAAAAGACAUUGUCUGGUGCUUCAUCACACCCCGUAGUGUACUCCGAACUCUCAACCCGCCUCUCAAAGUCUGGGUCUCCUUUGCCAAAUCCCAUCAACCUGGCGGUGGCAUCAGAAAUGCUCGACCACCUUGGCGCGGGAAUAGAAACGACACGCAUCACACUCACCUAUCUCCAAUGGGAGCUCUCGCGCGAUUCUGGCCUUCAGGCCCAGCUCCGGUCCGAACUCCUGACCCUCCCACCACUAUUUUCUCCCAGUUCAGAAGCAAACCUUCCCAACUAUGGAGACAUCGAUGGCUUGCCAUUUCUGGAAGCGAUCCUUAAAGAGAUAAUCCGUGUCUACCCCCCCUCACCUGCGCUCCUUCCGCGAGUAACUCCCCAAGGUGGAGCCGUCAUUGAAGGCUACACCAUUCCUGGGGGUAUAACGGUUGGGACUUCAGCACAUUGCAUGCACCGCAAUCCAUCCGUGUUCCCCUCCCCUUCAACCUUCGAUCCUUUUCGCUGGCUAGGCAAGAGUGAGGUAAAGAGGAGGGAGAUGGACAGAUGGUGGUGGGGUUUUGGAAGCGGUGGCAGGAUGUGUCUUGGGAGUCAUUUCGCUACGUAUAUGUUGAAGGUCCUUAUCGUGACGAUUUAUUCGAAUUUUCAGACAGAGAUUGUAGAUGACGAGGGGAUUGAGCAGGAAGAUAGUUUCUUGGCAGGUCCGAAGGGGGAGAAGCUUAUGCUGACGCUUCGGAAGGUCGAGGAAGUCAAGGAGUAGGAGAGACCGGACUGUAUCUUUUUUCCAUUUAGCGGAAUGAUAAAUAUAUCGAAGACGCCUAUUUCAUAUACAAAGUCAACGACGGAAGCCUUCCCUUCGCACCAAUGUUUUCGUCCCAUGCCCGUAACUCCUCUACCAUGAAUUUCCCUUAGCCCGACCUUGUAGGCACCCGAUAUGCUCCUCAAAAGAAAUGAUAACUUUACAUCGUAAUAUACACCAUUUCAAAGUCG